AUGCCGAACCGAAAAGUGGUAAAGUUUUUUUUCGAUGUCAUCUCGCCGUACAGUUACUUCGGAUUCGAGGGCAUCACGCGUCAUCGUGCCAUCUGGAAGACUCCGAUUCAGAUGAAACCCUUCUUCUUUGCCGGAGUCGUGAGGCAUUCUGGUACGCUCUUUUGGACUUUCCCAUAGUUUCAGUUAUUCUAGAGAAUUCCGGCCUCCCACUGCGUGUCCCAGUCAAGGAGAAGUACAUGCACAAAGAUCUUCUGUUCAGUGCUCAAUACUGGGGAAUUCCGUUCCGUCUACCCAAGGACUACACUAACAAAAUGCUCACGACCAGCUCAGUUGUGCCUCAAAGAGUUCUGGUGGCUGCCCAACUCCGUGAUAACGCUCUAAUGGAAGACUUGGCCCGAUCUAUGUGGCACCGCUUCUACGCUUACGGAAAACCGGUAUUCACAAAGGAUCAAGUCGCGGAAGUGCUUCGCGAUCGCCAUGUCAAAAAUGCCGACGAGUUGAUGAUGGCUUCUGAAUCUGCAGAAGUCAAGAACAUUCUGAGAGAGAACACUGACGAGGCGAUUGGUCAUGGAGUAAGUGUAAUGGACGAAAAUGGAUAAAUGAAAAGUUGCUUCCAGUGUUUCGGUGCUCCGUGGAUGCACAUCACAGACGGACAUGGAAAGGUUCUACAGACCGUGUUUGGAUCGGAUAGACUGCCACAGGUGGCCGAUUUUCUUGCCGAGCCUUUCAAGGGUCCGAUGAGAGAGAAGAUCAGCAAAUAA
Molecule: messenger RNA, 761 nt
Organism: Caenorhabditis sp. 36 PRJEB53466
Lineage: Eukaryota; Metazoa; Nematoda; Chromadorea; Rhabditida; Rhabditidae
Source: the annotation of a GenBank genome assembly